AUGGGUUUAGAAAAGGAAUCCUUUCCACCGUCGUAUGAAACAUCAUCGUCUGCAGCAAGAUAUGUAGAGGAUAAGAAAGAUAGAUUUGAAGAUGCAAAAGAGGCUGAAAUUGAGGCUCUUGGGCCACUAGACGUAAACGGUAGAGUUGCAGAUUGGAAUUUCUUUAUAAUAGGAUACGAAAUUACUACGUUUGUAUCACAAGAUGCCCGAACUAAGUACAAAUCAUUGAAAGAGGUUAAAACUAAGCAUGUUCUUGAUCUUCAGAGGUCGGGGUUUGCUAUACCCUUACUAAGAACUGAUCAUUCUUGGAAGUCUUUGUUUUCGCAUACUCUAUUGAAGAUAUUUAAAUUUGUACCCCCUCCUUUGGACCAAGAUAGAUUAUUCGAUCCCAAGAAGGAUCGGUAUGAAUUUUGCAUAGUCAAGAAAUGGGAAAACUCAAGUUACAACAGAUUUGAGUUUAAUUUUACUCCAAACCCUACAAAGAAAGCGGAUAAUUUUACGCUCUUUAUGAUUUACCAUCGUAGGUAUCCAAUUGCCGAUAUUUCACCUUACAAAGGACGAAGAUACAGAUGGAUAACCCCGAAACUUUGGAGCUUGCAAAUGGAUUGGGCUUACGAGUUGCAUGAAUUGAAUGAAGGUCAGGAUUCUCUUAUAGAUGACUUGCAGCAUGAUGGUAAAGUAUCCAAGAGCAAUCCCCUCCUUGGAUCUGCUUGGAAAAACAGUCUUUUGCCUCAGGUCAGAGACAAUUCUCGGUUCAGAGGGAGAGAGCAUGGAGUCGUUGUGUAUCAUGAGAAGUUAUACAAGGUAUCUCCAGUUAGGUUUGGCUAUCUGGAACCUGUUUCAGCUAAUGUAGGAGAGCAGCGUGAAUUAGAGUCGAUUAAUUCCGUAUCGGACGAAGCAUUGGUUUUCCUUUGUAUGGUUUCGGUAUUGAAGGACGUAGAAGACAAUAGAGCUCUCGCACUAGAUUAA
This is a messenger RNA of Dujonia railenensis, 969 nucleotides long. Lineage: Eukaryota; Fungi; Ascomycota; Pichiomycetes; Serinales; Debaryomycetaceae. The record is from the annotation of a GenBank genome assembly.